Messenger RNA from Mesitornis unicolor (brown roatelo), 741 nucleotides. RefSeq names its product keratin-associated protein 9-1-like. NCBI's taxonomy places the organism in Eukaryota, Metazoa, Chordata, Aves, Mesitornithiformes, Mesitornithidae. The annotation marks the transcript as partial. The record is from RefSeq and is a predicted model, not a curated record. The transcript is spliced from 2 exons.
GACGUGACUAAAUGCAUCACCACUACAUGCGAUCCCUGCUGCCAGGAUGUGACCAAGUGCGUCACGACGUGUGUGGAUCCCUGCUGCCAGGAUGUGACUGAGUGCACCACCACCUGUGAUCCCUGCCGCCAAGGGGUGACCAAGUGUGUCACCACGUGUGUGGAUCCCUGCUGUCAGGACGUGACCAAGUGUGGCACCACAUGCGGAGUGACCAAGUGUGCCACCGUGUGUGAUCCCUGCUGCCAGAGAGUGACCAAGUGCACCACCGUGUGUGAUCCCUGCUGCCAGGGAGUGACCAAGUGUGCCACCGUGUGUGAUCCCUGCUGCCAGAGAGUGACCAAGUGCACCACCGUGUGUGAUCCCUGCUGCCAGGGAGUGACCAAGUGUGCCACCGUGUGUGAUCCCUGCUGCCAGAGAGUGACCAAGUGCACCACCGUGUGUGAUCCCUGCUGCCAGGACGUGACCAAGUGUGCCACCGUAUGUGAUCCCUGCUGCCAAGGGGUGACCGAAUGCACCACCACCUGUGUGGAUCCCUGCUGCCAAGGAGUGACCAAGUGUGCCACCACAUGUGUGGAUCCCUGCUGUGAGCGUGUCCAGGCUGUGACCAAGUGUGUGGAUUCCUGUCCCACCACCUGCGUUACAGGAGCCACCUCCCCGUGCAUCGGUGUCUGCACCUGCACGUGUGGCCGGCACUAUGCCAUCACCUGCGCAGACGUCCGCUGUCGUAAGAGUGCUCGUUGA